Molecule: messenger RNA, 2625 nt
Organism: Cylindrotheca closterium
Lineage: Eukaryota; Bacillariophyta; Bacillariophyceae; Bacillariales; Bacillariaceae
Source: the annotation of a GenBank genome assembly
AUGUCCUACGAUUAUGAUGCACUCGUUCUGAAGAUAUCAGAGAGCCGGCGAUCAGCAGUCAGUGCACAGGGUGACGCAAAAAUUCCUUUUCUUCAGCAAGCAGUAGAUACUUUUGAAGAAUUGAGCACAGUUUGUCCAAUGACACCGAUGCUUUGGAUGCAAUAUAGCGCAGACAUGGAAGAUCUUUUGGUCUUGUUGACAUCUGAUCCCCGUGGCGCUCGAGACGCGCAGCUUCAAUUGUUGGAGCUAGCAGUUUGUGAGUUCCCAGGGAGUGCCUGUCUACAUCUUCGGUAUUUGACUGUUUUGAGCAAACACAAUGACAAUACAAGAUUUUUGAAAGCUUUUGGAAGUGCUAUGAAAAAUGUGGCAAUAGGGUCCCAUCGUAAUGAAGGUGAAAUCGUUGCCGCCAUAUACGCCAUCGCUGCUGAGUAUCAUGCCAAGAAUGGAGACUUUGAACUGGCUAUACGAAGGUUUUACGAGCGCGCACGAAUACCAAUGAGGGAUGUUAAUGAUGGGCUAGAAGCAGAGUUCAAGGAAUUCUGCAAUCUAUACGGGAAGCAAGUAACUGUGCAUCAAAUGCAGUGGCUAGAAGAUGGCCGUCGAUACGAAGCCAAAGCAUAUCGUUCACUAGUGACAUAUGAAGAUGAGAUCGAUAUGGCGAUGCAUAAGCAAGGGAUCCUUUCGCGUUAUCAAGUUCAAUUUGACGAAAUCAAUUGGGACGCUCUUUUAAGAAGUGAUGAGAAACCAUUCUGGAUGGGACUCGGAGACGCAAACACGGCCACUUCAUUCAUUCAAUACGCCAAAAUGUGUUCUAGAUUCAGGACACCAGUUGAGCAUGCAGAAGAAAUGAAAGAGCUUGAAUGCAAUGUUAAGGGUCUUGCUUUAUGCGUGUAUGAGCGAGGCGUGGCGGAAUGCCCAACAGUGGAGUCAAUAUGGCUUGCAUACAUUUCGCAUAUGUUCCGGUUGAGCAAAGAAGAUGACACCAUCAUACCACGUCUAAAGGCAGUUGCUGAUAGAUCUGUUCGGAACUGUCCGUACAGUUUAUCAUUAUUCCAGUGCAAGCUGCAAGUAAUGCAACUUAUGGCCGCGAAAAAGAUAGCUGUUAUGGAUCCAGAUGAAGUGACGAAAACUAUAAAUGAUGCUCUGAACGCCAAGUUCCUUACUUCGAAGGAAUCAUGCCUUGAGCUUCAUUUGACUGGGGUUCGCAUAUUGAAGCGUCACAUUCUUGUUUCUUUAGCCCAAGCUUCGAAAAUGGCAAACGAAAAUAUUGCAUUCUACGACGAAGCAGAGCCCAUGAGCCAGCAAAAGCAUCAUCCUCUAAUUGAUGAUGAAAAAGCAGCAGAGCUUGCAGACCUUGUGGUGGAUAUUCGAGAAAUGUACGACGAUAUCGAAUGCUAUGUACAAAAGCAGUUUCCCUCAUGGCCUGCCGGUCGAUCCCACGUGUGUCUUGAUCGGUCGUUUGCGGAGAUGUAUCUGCUGACUCCACUAGCCGAAAGCCUCAAUGAAGCUGCUGAUUCAAAUCGAUUCUCAGAUGCCCAAUCCAAAGUCAUUCGUUGUUUCGACAGGGCUACAAAGUUGCAUCAACCGCCCAGUCCUUCCUCGUUUAUUUCAUACAUUGAUGCUUUCUUUGCGCACUUCGUUGUUUCCGGUCCACUUCUAGUACUUUCGAGAAUCCGACAGAUCCGACAAAUAUACAAGAAGGCCAUAAAAAAUGUUGGGCCACCGAAAGAGGAUUGGAAGACUACUAUUGACUAUCGAGUAUCUCUACAAUUCCUGUGCCAUAGGUACUUGGAAUUUGAAGGAAAUCUUGGAUCCGUUGAAUCAUUGGAAGAUGCUUCGCUGAUAGUACGCAGGAAACUAUCCAAAGUGCUGAAUGCGCUUCCGGCCGUUACUCCGAAAUCUGCACGAAGUGCAACUGUAGACACGCCUGAAGCGUCGAUAAAGAGUGGAGAAGACGGCCCAGUAAAUAUCGUAGAUCCAGCAAAGAAGCGACCGGGUGAAGAGGUUUCGAGCGAACCCAAUUCAAAGAAGACGAAGCUUGAGGAUGGCAGCAAGCAGCCCUUGCAGAGUAUAGACAAUGAAAAAACACCACAAAAAAGUGAUCUGCGUGUCCCAAAACAAACACUGGAAAAGGUGAAGGUUGGAAAUUGGCUUUAUCCUGCUCACCCAUUCACUAUUCGCAUUUCAAACCUUACCGAAUCGACACAAGAUAUGGAUUUGGUUGACACACUUCGAAAAUCAUGCGGAGCUAUUGUCCAUGCUAAAAUCUUGCGUGAGAAGCACCGCCGUGGAUCAGGGAAAUCAAAAGGUUGCGGUUUGGUUCAGUUCGAGGAAAAGAGUUCUGUCCAGAAAGCUCUAGAAGCCUCAGAGGUGCUUCAGAUUCAUGAAAAUCGGGUAAUCAUUGAGCGAUCGCACGUAGCUGCUGUUUCGCUAGUCCCGCCUGGAAUGCACCGAGUCAAUCCAAAAGGAAAAGGGAAGACCACAAAGCAAAACGAGAAAAGAAGCGAACAGCGGCUAGAAAAUCAACACGCUCCAACAAGUAACGGAGAUGCGUCGAAGGGCGAAAAAUCUGAGAAUAGUGUAUUGACAUUUCGUCCUCGUGCUGUUGCGAAACCAUUAAAGUAG